This is a messenger RNA of Linum trigynum, 4038 nucleotides long. The record is from the annotation of a GenBank genome assembly. Lineage: Eukaryota; Viridiplantae; Streptophyta; Magnoliopsida; Malpighiales; Linaceae.
AUGACCAAGGAACCACGAAAAGGGAAGAACAAGUAUUGCGAUUUCCACCGAGGUCAUGGUCACGAUACAGAGCGUUGUUGGACUCUAAAGAAUUCCAUAGAAGAUCUUGUUCAAGAAGGACAUCUCAAGAAAUACGUAGAAGGCUCAAUGGAAUGCUCCCGAGAGCUCCCGCCCACCGAUCGAGGCAAAACUCUUCAGAGCACCGUUGUUCGUGGGGUCGUCGAGGUCAUCCAUGGGGGAGCCGGCCUCGCGGAUAUGCAAGCUAAACCUCCGACGAACGCCCAGCCCAUGGUGGGCUCCACCUCAGCAACAGCAGCCACUCCUCCAAUCUCAUUUGACUCCCAUGAUUUAGAAGGAGUUGCGCACCCACACGAUGAUACAUUGGUGAUAAAGGCAAUAAUAGCCGAUUACGAGGUCAAGAGAAUCUUGGUGGAUGGGGGAAGCUCGGCAGACCUACUCUUUUACCCUGCCUACUUAUCCUUGGGAUACCGCCCUGAACAGUGUCGGCCGGCAGAGAUCUGCUUGACGGGGUUCUCCGGAUCCCAGGUACCCGUGAUCGGGACCCUACCACUUCGUGUUCAGAUUGGGAGUGGUGAACAUACCGCUGAAACCAUCGUCAACUUUCAUGUAGUUGAUUGUCCUUCGGCGUACAAUUGUAUCCUCGGCCGACCUUUUCUCAUUCAACUUUGGGCUGUCCCCUCAACUUUCCAUCUCCGUCUUAAAUUCCCCACUAAGGCUGGUGUUGGGUGUGUACAAGGGGACCAAGCUCUAGCACGACAAUGUUACGCUCUGUCCCAGGAGAAAAAGGCGAUCGACGCCCGAGAGGAAGUUGCCCGCCCAGUUCCUGUUGAUGACGACGAGGAGUUCCCACUCGUUGACGAGCACACAGUUCAAAUAUCAACCGCCUGGCCGCGAGAGUCACUACAGUCCCUCCUCAAGUUACUCUGGGAAUUUGGUGAAGUAUUCGCCUGGGGUCCCGAAGAUAUGCCUGGGGUCCACCCUCGAGUGGCCGAGCACACACUCGGAAUAGCCCCUGGCUCCCGCCCCGUCCAACAAAAGCGGCGAAACUUUGCAUGGGAAAGACGCCAAGCGGUGGCCGAAGAAGUCACCAAACUCCUUAAAGCUCGGUUUAUCAGGGAAGUCUUAUACCCGACAUGGCUGGCCAACGUCGUUAUGGUAAAAAAGUCAAAUGGUCAGUGGCGCAUGUGUGUGGAUUUCACCGACCUAAACAAGGCAUGCCCUAAGGAUCCCUAUCCUCUCCCAAAAAUUGAUCAGCUCGUGGAUGCCACCUCCGGACACCAGUUCCUCACCUUUCUCGACAUGUUCUCCGGGUACCACCAGAUUCCUAUGAAGAAAGAAGACCAAGAAAAGACAGCUUUCAUGACACCUGUUGGAAACUACUGUUAUGAAGUUAUGCCCUUCGGCCUAAAAAACGCUGGUGCCACGUAUCAGCGCAUGGUAGAUCGGGUUUUUGCCCGCCAACUGGGAAGGAAUGUAGAAGCAUAUGUCGAUGACAUCUUGAUAAAGAGCAUCGGAGUGGGUGCACACCUUGAAGAUUUGAGGGAAAUGCUCAACACUAUGCGCUUGUAUGACCUCCGCCUCAAUCCAAAAAAGUGUGUCUUUGGUGCAACUGCUGGCAAGUUCCUUGGCUUUAUGCUCACCCAAAGAGGGAUCGAAGCCAACCCUCGCCAGAUUGAUGCAAUCCUUCAAAUGCCUCCUCCCACCAAAGGUCGAGAGGUGCAAGUACUUGCUGGGCGCAUCGCAGCCCUCAAUCGUUUUAUAGCCAGGGCCGGUGAUAGAUGUGCUCCGUUCUUUGCUACACUUAAAGGUGCUUGUAAGACCUUUGAGUGGACCCACGACUGUGAGAGGGCGUUCGAGGAGCUCAAAAACUACCUUGUAAACCCACAAAUACUCUCCGCCCCCGAGAAUAAUGAGGUCCUUUACUUGUACUUUGCUGUGUCUCCCAAGGCCGUGAGCGCGGUGUUAGUGCAAAAGGAUUCCACCGGGACCGAGCAUCCAGUAUAUUACACCAUCAAAACUCUCCUUGAUGCUGAAACUCGAUAUACUCCCGUGGAACAAGCAGCAUUGGCCGUAGUUGUUGCCUCCCGAAAAUUGCGCCCUUACUUCCAAGCUCACCCCAUCUGCAUCCUAACGCACCUACCCCUUCGACGCCUUCUACAGACAAUGGAUGUUGCCGGGCGCAUGAUCAACUGGGCUAUCGAGUUGAGUGAGUUCAACAUCACCUUCGUACCCCGAACGGCCAUCAAGUCACAGGUGCUUGCCGACUUCAUAGCCGAGGGCAUUCGUGGUCAACCUCCGCCAACGACGGAGACUUGGGGGAUGUUCGUUGAUGGUGCCUCUAACAAGUCCAGGGCAGGCGGCGGGGUUCUUCUAAUAAGCCCCCUCGAUGUCUCUCAUGAGUUAGCUGUGAGAUUCACAUCGCCAAAAACCAACAAUGCCGCGGAAUACGAAGCUUUACUAGCAGGACUCUCCAUGGCACAAGAACUGGGGGCACAACGUCUCGUCGUUCACUCAGACUCCACACUCGUGGUCAAUCAGGUGGAUGGGACUUUUGAAACACGGGAGCCGACACUCAUGGCUUAUGUCAAUGCCGUGCGGGCGGCCUUGGCCAACUUUAUCGAUGCUCGCGUCAUCCACAUUCCGCGAGAAGAAAACCUUCAUGCGGAUGCCCUCUCCAAACUGGCAACUGCGCGGGAUUUUUUGGACGAGAGACAUGUUAUUGUUGAACGGCGGCCUGCCUUGCUAUGCUCUCAAACAACCACUUUGCCACUCCCCCGAGACUGGCGCACGCCAAUGAUUGAAUACCUCCAACAUGGCAUCCUUCCGGCCGACCAUAAAGAAGCAGUUCGCCUGAAGCGUCGGGCGCCUUUAUACAUUAUGAUCGACAACGCUCUGUAUCGGAAGAGUUUCGCAGGCCCGUAUCUCCGGUGUCUUAGUGCGCGCGAAGCCCACUUUGCUCUCCGGGAAGUUCACCAGGGGACAUGCGCCAUGCAUGCAGGCCCGCGUAGUCUAGAAAAGACUCUCCUCCGUCAAGGAUAUUACUGGCCAACAAUUCGACGGGAUGCCCGAGAGUAUGUUAAGGUAUGCUCCAAGUGCCAAAUAGCCGCCCGAGUACCCCGUGCGCCCACUGCGCCAAUGCAAGGGAACCUCAGUCCUUGGCCUUUUGCUCAGUGGGGAAUGGAUUUCCUCGGUCCUUUUCCCGAGGCACCCGGGAGGAAAAAGUAUUUGAUAGUCGCUAUCGACUAUUUCACCAAAUGGAUAGAGGCCGAUGCUCUAACUGGCAUGACCACCCAACAGGUUGUGAAGUUCCUAUGGACCCACAUCAUUUGUCGGUUCAGCCUCCCUCACACCAUUGUGUUGGAUCAAGGAACACAAUUUAAGAGUCAGGACCUCCAGACGUACUGUGCCCAGUAUGGCGUUCUCCUUCGAUAUGCAUUUGUCUCCUACCCUCAGGCUAACGGUCAGGCGGAGUCCGCCAACAAAAAUAUCUUGUGGGGACUAAAAACCCGUAUAGACGACGCCAAAGGGAAAUGGGUGGAAGAACUUUCUCAUGUCCUGUGGGCUCACCGAACCUCCUACAAAACUGCCAUAGGAGAUACACCGUACGCGCUCACUUAUGGAACCGACGCGGUGUUACCCAUCGAAAUGGAACUGUCGUCAUAUCGGGUUGAAGCCUUCCGCCCGAAAGCCAACAAUGAGGAGCUCACCCACAACCUCGACCUUGUUGAAGAACGUCGAGAAGAUGCUCGGCUACGCCUGGUUGCCAGCCAAGAAAGGGUUGCUCGAUACUACAACUCUAAGGUUAGAGAGCGGCCUCUCCAGGUUGGGGAUUGGGUGCUUCGACGAAAUUUCCGCCCCGAAGAAGGUCUGGGAAAGUUCACACCCAAGUGGGAAGGCCCAUAUAGGGUAAGAGAAGUUGUCGGUCCCAACACGGUGAAGCUAGAAGAUGCCGACGGUGAAGAUAUGUCUAAAACCUGGAACGCCAUGCACCUACGUAGGUAUUUCACACCCAUGUAA